This is a messenger RNA of Jaculus jaculus (lesser Egyptian jerboa), 4601 nucleotides long. It is a transcript of the gene Kif7, whose product is annotated as kinesin family member 7. Lineage: Eukaryota; Metazoa; Chordata; Mammalia; Rodentia; Dipodidae. The transcript has 19 exons. Gene Ontology annotation, biological process: mitotic spindle organization; microtubule-based movement. Gene Ontology annotation, molecular function: microtubule motor activity; microtubule binding; ATP binding. The record is from RefSeq and is a predicted model, not a curated record. The coding region runs from base 86 to 4135 and encodes 1349 amino acids.
CGCCGUGCCGGGUCGCGGAGCCGGGCUGCACGGCCAGGGACUGCGCCCCUCGCCCGAGCAGAUACCCAAGCAGCCCUUCCUCAACAUGGGGCUAGAGGCCCAGAGACUGCCUGGAGCAGAGGAGGCCCCCGUGAGGGUGGCUCUUCGAGUUCGCCCACUGCUGCCCAAGGAGCUGUUGCACGGGCAUCAGAGCUGUCUGCAAGUGGAGCCCGAGCAUGGCCGAGUCACCUUGGGGCGUGACCGCCACUUUGGCUUCCAUGUGGUGCUGGCGGAAGACACGGGACAGGAGGCGGUGUACCAGGCCUGCGUGCAGCCCCUCCUUGAGGCUUUCUUUGAGGGCUUCAAUGCCACUGUCUUUGCCUAUGGUCAGACAGGCUCCGGGAAGACGUACACUAUGGGAGAGGCCAGUGUGGCCUCCCUGCAUGAGGACGAGCAGGGCGUCAUCCCCAGGGCCAUGGCCGAGGCCUUCAAGCUCAUCGAUGAGAACGACCUGCUGGACUGUCUGGUGCAUGUGUCCUAUCUGGAAGUAUACAAGGAGGAGUUCAGAGACCUGCUGGAAGUGGGCACUGCCAGCCGCGACAUUCAGCUUAGGGAAGAUGAUCGUGGGAAUGUUGUGCUGUGUGGUGUGAAGGAAGUGGACGUGGAGGGCCUGGAUGAGGUGCUUAGCCUCCUGGAGAUGGGCAACGCGGCCCGGCACACCGGUGCCACGCACCUCAACCGCCUCUCCAGCCGCUCCCACACCGUCUUCACUGUGACCCUGGAGCAGCGGGGCCGGGCGCCCAGCCGCCUGCCCCGACCCUCGGGCAGCCAGCUGCUGGUCUCCAAGUUCCACUUCGUGGACCUGGCGGGCUCCGAGAGAGUCCUCAAGACGGGCAGCACGGGCGAGCGACUCAAGGAGAGCAUCCAGAUUAACAGCAGCCUGCUGGCGCUGGGCAAUGUCAUCAGCGCCUUGGGGGAUCCCCAGAGACGAGGCAGCCACAUCCCUUACCGCGACUCCAAGAUCACCCGGAUCCUCAAGGACUCGCUGGGAGGGAACGCCAAGACCGUGAUGAUCGCCUGCGUCAGCCCCUCUUCCUCCGACUUCGAUGAGACCCUCAACACCCUCAACUAUGCCAGCCGCGCGCAGAACAUCCGCAACCGCGCCACGGUCAACUGGAGGCCCGAGGCCGAGCGCCCGCCGGAGGAGACGGCGGCGGCCGGUGCGCGGGGACCUCCACGGCACCGCUCCGAGACGCGCAUCAUCCACCGGGGCCGGCGCGCUCCGGGGCCCCAGGCCGGCUCGGCCACCACGGCCGCCGCCGCCGCCGCCCGCCCGGGCUCCGACUGCGCUCGCUGCCGGGCCCGCACCAGCGCCGCCUACAGCCUCCUGCGCGAGCUGCAGGCCGAGCCCGGGCUGCCCGGGGCCGCGGCGCGCAAGGUGCGCGACUGGCUGUGCGCGGUCGAGGGCGAGCGCAGCGCCCUGAGCUCCGCCUCGGGACCUGACAGCGGCAUCGAGAGCGCCUCGGCUGAGGACCAGGCGGCGCAGGGCACCGGCGGGAGAAAGGAAGAUGAGGGGGCACAGCAGCUGCUGAACCUGCAAAGCCAGGUGGCCCGUCUGGAGGAAGAGAACCGAGACUUCUUGGCAGCACUGGAAGAUGCAAUGGAGCAGUACAAACUGCAGAGUGACCGACUUCGGGAGCAGCAGGAGGAGAUGGUGGAACUGCGGCUGCGGCUAGAGCUGGCCCGGCCCGGUUGGGGGGCUCCUGGGCUCUUGCAGGGCCUGCCUCCCGGGUCCUUUGUGCCUCGGCCUCACACAGCCCCCCUGGGGGGUGCCCACACUCAUGUGCUGGCCAUGGUGCCUUCAGCCUGCCUUGCGGGAGAUGAAACUGGCUCUGAGCCGUGGAACCAGCAGGUAACGAAUGGUAGGGAGGCUGGAGCUGAGGUGCCUGCUGAGGUGGACAGGCUGGGAGGUGACUUUUCAGCUUCAUCAGAGGAGGAUGAAGAGGAAGAGGAGCCACCCAGGAGGGCCUUGCAUCUACGCAGAAAUGGAAUCAGCAAUUGGAGCCAGCAGCGGGGUAUGCACUCAGGGAGCCCACCUGACACAAAGGCCCCAGAGCCUGGCCUGGAAGAGCCAGCUGCUGCCAUCCCAGGACCCCCAAAGAUUGGUGGCAAUAAGGCUGGGGUUCAGAACCGCAAGGCCCGGGCUGCCAUGGCCUCUGAGUGGAGACUGGCCCAGGCCCAGCAGAAAAUUCGAGAACUGGCCAUCAACAUCCGCAUGAAGGAGGAACUCAUUGGGGAGCUGGUCCGCACAGGGAAGGCAGCCCAGGCCUUGAACCGCCAGCACAGUCAGCGCAUCCGGGAGCUGGAGCAGGAGGCCGAGCGUGUGAGGGCGGAACUGAGCGAAGGACAGCAGCAGCUGCGGGAGCUGGAGGGCAGGGAGCCCCAGGACCCCAGCGAGCGGUCCAGGCUCCAGGAGUUCCGCAAGAGGGUGGCUGUGGCCCAGAGUCAGGUGCAGGUGCUGAAGGAGAAGAAGCAAGCGACGGAAAGACUAGCGUCACUGUCAGCGCAGAGCGAGAAGCGGCUGCAGGAGCUGGAGAGGAACGUGCAGCUCAUGCGGCAGCAGCAGGGGCAGCUGCAGAAACGCCUCCGCGAAGAGACUGAGCAGAAGCGGCGCCUCGAGACCGAGAUGAACAAGCGACAACACCGCGUCAAGGAGCUGGAACUGAGGCACGAGCAGCAGCAGAAGAUCCUGAAGAUCAAGACAGAAGAGAUCGCGGCCUUCCAAAGAAAGAGGCGCAGCGGCAGCAACGGCUCUGUGAUCAGCUUGGAGCAGCAGCAGAAGAUUGAGGAGCAGAAGAAGUGGUUGGACCAGGAAAUGGAGAAGGUGCUGCGGCAGCGGCGGGCGCUGGAGGAGCUGGGGGACGAGCUGCACAAACGGGAGGUUAUCCUGGCGAAGAAGGAGGCGCUGAUGCAGGAGAAGACGGGGCUGGAGAGCAAGCGCCUGCGGUCCAGUCAGGCCCUAAAUGAAGACAUAGUGCGCGUGUCCAGCCGCUUGGAACACCUGGAGAAGGAGCUGUCCGAGAAGAGCGGCCAGCUGCGGCAGGGCAGUGCCCAGAACCAGCAGCAGAUCCGCGGGGAGAUUGACACCCUGCGCCAGGAGAAGGACUCUCUGCUGAAACAGCGUCUGGAGAUUGACAGCAAGCUGAGGCAGGGCAGCCUGCUGUCACCCGAGGAGGAAAGGACACUGUUCCAGCUGGAUGAAGCCAUUGAGGCCCUGGACGCCGCCAUCGAAUACAAGAACGAGGCCAUCACGUGCCGCCAGCGGGUGCUGCGGGCUUCAGCCUCCUUGCUGUCCCAGUGCGAGAUGAACCUCAUGGCUAAGCUCAGCUACCUCUCAUCCUCAGAGACCAGAGCCCUGCUCUGCAAGUAUUUUGAUAAGGUGGUGACGCUGCGAGAGGAGCAACACCAGCAGCAGAUCGCCUUCUCGGAGCUGGAGAUGCAGCUGGAGGAGCAGCAGCGGCUGGUGUACUGGCUGGAGGUGGCUCUGGAGCGGCAGCGGCUGGAGAUGGACCGCCAGCUGACCCUGCAGCAGAAGGAACACGAGCAGAACGUGCAGCUGCUCCUCCAGCAGGGUCGAGAUACCCUUGGUGAGGGGUUAGCAGACAGCAAGAGACAGUAUGAAGUCCGGAUUCAAGCUCUGGAGAAGGAACUGGGCCGUUACAUGUGGAUAAACCAGGAGCUGAAACAGAAGCUUGGUUUGGGAAAUGCUGCGGGCCAGAGCCGGGGUGGUGAGAGAAGGGGCCUCUGUGUGGAUAACAGACAAGGCCCUGGAAAUGAAGAUGGGCUUCACCCAGCAGCUCCUGAGCCUCUUUGGCAGUCUUCCCUGCUGGAGGGGGUCCCCCGUGCCCGGGAUGAGACACGGGACUUGGUCCAUGCUCCACUGCCCCUGACGUGGAAACGGUCCAGCUUGUGCAGUGAGGAGCAGUGCUCUUCUGAGGAGCUGAAGACCCGGGAGACAGCUGAACCCCUGGUAGGGCGGGUGCUACCUGUGGGUGACUUGGGUCUACCAUGGAACUUUGGGCCCUUGCCAAAGGCUCGGUGGGAGCCCAGAAGAGCCAGCCCAGGGAUGAUUGAUGUCCGGAAAAACCCCCUGUAGGCUCUUGGCACAGACCCUGCAGAAGGCAGCGACUUCUGUGAAGGACAGCCUGUGCCUCACUACCCAAGUCCAGAGCCUUAUCUCUGUUUCAGCUGGAGCCAACAACUUUGGGCCAUAGCCAAAAAGAAUUGGACGUUUUCCUCAGUAGUACUGAGGACAGAACCCAGGGCCUUGCACAAGGUUACGUACAUUCUCUGCCACUGAGCGAUACCCCUAGUAUUCUUUUAAAAAAUGCAAAUUUACUCUAAGUUGUAGCGCUCGAUCGCCAGUUUUUAUAUUGUGGGACAGUAUUUACGCCUGUGUUCCCACAGUUCUGGGUUUUAGUCAAGGCUUGUCACUAAGUGGUUAGUGGCAACAGGGUCAUAGCUUCAGUGGUCUUACGUAGAUAGGGGAACUGGAAAAAUUACUGACACAUUUUUAGAACUUUUAAAAGUACCAUGUUUCAUAAUAAAAAGGAAUAUUGUCA